Messenger RNA from Vairimorpha ceranae, 870 nucleotides. RefSeq names its product 3-ketodihydrosphingosine reductase. Bases 1 to 870 code for a protein of 289 amino acids. NCBI's taxonomy places the organism in Eukaryota, Fungi, Microsporidia, Nosematidae. The record is from RefSeq and is a predicted model, not a curated record. The transcript has a single exon.
AUGAUAAUUGAAAUAUUAUGGUAUUGUCUACCACUUUUAAUAGCUUUAAAUUAUAUUUUUGCUAAACGAACAAGUAAAGAUAAAAUUUAUAACAAAAAAGUUUUAAUUAUUGGGGGAGGAAGCGGUUUAGGAAGAUCACUUGCUUACAAACUUAAUGGCAGUUUUAACAAAGUUACUAUAACAUCAAGAAAUACAAAUCUAAUUGAAGAAGUUAAUUCUACAACAAAUUUUGAAGUAUUUUAUUGCGAUGUAUUUGAUGAUUCAUCUUUUGAAAAAACCAAAACUAAAUAUGAUAUUAUUUUUUAUUGCACUGGCCUUGCAAUUCCAGGUCCUGUAAAUAAAUUAAACGUAACGGAUUUUAAUAUUUGUGAAGGUACAAAUUAUUUAGGAAUGAUUAAAAUACUUAAAAACUAUGUUGAAUAUAACAUUAAACCAUUUGACUUUAUAAUGAUAGGUUCUACACUCUCAACAUUUCCAUUAAGAGGAUAUGCGGCGUACAGUCCUACAAAAAGUGCAAUGUUGUCAUUUUUUUACACAACAUAUGAAGAAUUUAGUAAAAUGGGAGUAAAACUACAUUUCUUUAGUCCACCAAACAUGCAAACAAGAGGAUUUGAAAUUGAAAAUGAAUCUAAGCCAACUUAUACAAAAACGGUUGAGAGUUUUUUUACUGUGUAUGAUCCCGAUGAUUGCGCAGCAUAUUUAAUACAAAAUUUUAGAAAUCGUAAAAUUAUUACAAUUGACUGGUUUACAUAUUUCUGUCACAUUAAAUUCGAAUGUGAAAAAGUUGUUGAUUAUUUUUGGUUUCCUGUAGCAGUAGUCGUUGUAUAUUUGGCAAAAACAACAACCAGAUUGCUUUCUAAAAUGUUUUAA